This is a messenger RNA of Hypomesus transpacificus, 7284 nucleotides long. It is a transcript of the gene map3k21, whose product is annotated as mitogen-activated protein kinase kinase kinase 21. NCBI's taxonomy places the organism in Eukaryota, Metazoa, Chordata, Actinopteri, Osmeriformes, Osmeridae. Gene Ontology annotation, biological process: protein phosphorylation. Bases 963 to 4133 code for a protein of 1056 amino acids. The record is from RefSeq and is a predicted model, not a curated record. The transcript is spliced from 11 exons. Gene Ontology annotation, molecular function: JUN kinase kinase kinase activity; ATP binding; protein binding.
AGCUCAUGCAGCUAAGCAUCCCACGGCCAGGGUCCGACAGUCUAGGAACGAUGGCGUCGCCUGUGGACUGUUUUGAUCAAAGUUCCUGGAACUUUUUCUUUUGGGUUCUUAUUCUGCAACUAAACGGUGGAUUCUGCUCUCAGACUUUAUAACUACGCAAUGAGAGAAAAUAUGCCUGGCAAAGAAAUGCCCAACUUGUGUUCAAAGUUUUCAAGUGUCAGUGUGCAAUCAAAUGGGCUGACCUAACAAGGCUAGCUAAGCUACGGGGAGCUAAAGGUUUGGAAUGCGAUUUAACUGUAACGUAGACUAGUCAACUGGCAGGCAAACAGGCAGAACUUUGACGCCAGUAAGUGAAUGUUUCUAUGGUAUGUUAUUGGAUAGUAUCGUCGUUCAUGAACGGAGUUUGUUAGUUUAAUGGAUCUUGCAGGUGAUCUUGUAGCACCUGAGAAACCUCAUAGCUCGAUAGAUAAUUCAGGAGCCAUUUCACCAGCUAGUACUAGCAGAGAUAGCUAAAGUCUUGAAAAAACCCUUGCAGGUUGUUUAGUCAGCUGUUUUUUUCCCAUGGACCAAGGAAAGACAAGUUAAAAUAGGCUACCAAAACAAAACAUUAUUCUCAUGCUAGAAAUAUGAAGUAAAAAAAAAAGUUCAAAGCAGUUAGCUUUGUUUCAGUAUUGACCCACAAAGGCACCUUUUACAGAGUGGCGACGUGGAUUUCAAGCAAGCUAUCUAGAUAGUUUCUGACUCGCUCGCUCUUAGCAGGCAGCACAGGACUUUGGAACACGUACGACCCAGGGCUGUACAUCCCCCCCUCUUGCUCAGUCCGUGGCGAUAUAAUUUGCCCUGAGCUUCGCACAAACUCGGCUAAUGCGUUUUCGGAAAAAGUGAAGUUGUCUGUUAUUAUUUUAGGGUAGAUUUUGCAUCAACAGCUGUGCAUCAUAUGGUGCGGCUACAGUCACCAAGAAAUGGAUGUCUCGUUGGCCGGUUCCCCAAACGGUGACGGGCGGCCACACAGCAGUGGAGACCAUGCGUGGACGGAGUCCCCCUCUGCAAGGGCUUGGGCUCACUCUGCUCCGCUGUGUCCCCGCUCGCUCUGGACUGCCAUUUACGACUACGAUGGUACCGGAGAAGACGAACUCAGUCUGCGACAAGGGGAUGUCGUGGAAGUACUCUCUAAGGACGCAGCGAUAUCAGGGGAUGAAGGAUGGUGGACGGGUAAAAUUAACCAUCGAGUGGGGAUUUUCCCCGCAAACUAUGUUACCUAUCAACCUGCUAUUUACAGACUUCCCGCCGGUGGCACGGUGGGGGUGCGGGAACGUGUCCCCAUCGCUCCUGUUCCAAUAGUUUUCACUGAACUGGUUUUAGAAGAAAUCAUUGGUGUGGGCGGAUUCGGUAAAGUUUACCGAGGGACAUGGAAAGAUCAAGAAGUUGCUGUGAAGGCAGCCCGGCAAGAUCCGGAUGAGGAUAUCACAGCAGCGGCAGACGGUGUGAAGCAAGAGGCAAAACUGUUUUCUAUGCUUCAACAUCCCAACAUUAUAAAACUGGAAGGGGUCUGUCUUGAUGAGCCAAACCUGUGUCUGGUGAUGGAAUAUGCGCGUGGAGGGACCUUGAACAGGGCUUUGACAACCGGCAAAAUCCCCCCUCACAUUUUGGUCAACUGGGCGGUACAGAUCGCUCGAGGCAUGCACUACCUACACGAGGAGGCUGUGGUGCCUAUCAUUCACCGAGAUCUGAAAUCAAGCAACAUUUUACUACUUGAGAAGAUAGAGAACGAUGACAUCGGGAGGAAGACGCUCAAGAUCACAGACUUUGGCCUGGCGCGGGAGUGGCACAAGACCACCAAGAUGAGCGCUGCCGGCACCUACUCUUGGAUGGCGCCUGAAGUCAUCAAGUCCUCGCUUUUUUCCAAGGGCAGUGAUGUCUGGAGCUACGGUGUUCUACUGUGGGAGCUGCUGACAGGCGAGGUGCCGUACCGGGGGAUAGACGGCCUGGCGGUGGCCUACGGUGUGGCCGUCAACAAGUUAACCCUUCCCAUCCCCUCCACCUGUCCCGAACCCUUCGCCAAGCUUAUGGAAGAGUGCUGGGACCAGGACCCUCACGUGCGUCCCUCGUUCGCCUGCAUCCUGGAGCAGCUGAGCGCCAUCGAGGAGGCCGUGAUGGCCACCAUGCCCCAGGACUCCUUCCACUCCAUGCAGGAGGACUGGAGGGUGGAGAUCCAGGAGAUGUUCGACGAACUCCGCACCAAAGAGAAGGAGCUGCGUUCCCGGGAGGAGGAGCUGACGCGGGCCGCCCUGCAGCAGAAGUCCCAGGAGGAGCUGCUGAAGCGCCGCGAGCAGCAGCUGGCCGAGCGAGAGAUCAACGUCCUGGAGAGAGAGCUCAACAUCCUCAUCUUCCAGCUCAACAAGGACAAACCCAACGUCAAGAAGAGGAAGGGCAAGUUCAAACGCAGCCGGCUCAAACUGAAGGACGGCAACCGCAUCAGUCUACCCUCAGACUUCCAGCACAAGAUCACUGUGCAGGCCUCGCCCUCCAUGGACAAGAGGCGGAGCCUCAACAGCACCAGCUCUAGCCCCCCCAGCAGCCCCAUCCUCAUCCCACGCCUACGGGCCAUCCAGCUGUUCUCGCGUGUCGAGAGUGUCAGAAGAGACAGUAUGUAUGUGUAUCACCAGGACGUAGACCUGACCAACGAGCUCACACACUCCGCAGGGGUCAGGAAGACAGUGACCCUGGACGAGAGCAACAGGACGUGGGGGCGGAGCACCAACUACCAGCUGGAGGAGUUUGAGGACGUGAAGAAGGGCAUCAAGAAGAAGGGGAGGACCUGGGGCCCCUCCUCCGUCCAGACCAAGGACCGGCCCGCCUGCGCUGAGAGAGUGCGCCCGCUGUCGGAUGGCAACAACCCCUGGUCCACCAGCCUGCUGAAGGGCCAAAAGGCUGUGCCUCUCGCGGCUUUGUUUGCAGAGCAAGGGACCAACAAGGACGAGGCAGGCUCUCCAGAAAUCUUAGACGGCACCUCUUCUAAACCAAAGCAACUGAAGUUCCCCAACCAGGUGUACAUAGAUCUACCUCGGUGGAAGGACGAGCAGGCGCUGCUGGGCCUGGGAGGAGAGGCGGGGGGAGGGGACAGCCAGGACGACCCCUCCACCACCUCCACCUCCUCCGCCAGCACCACCCCCCAGCACACCCCCACCAACAGCCUGAAGAGGGCGCUGGCCCGCCGACGGACAGACACGGUGCUCUACAGCUGCGGUGCUUUGCUGGCCUCCGUGGCGCUCGGGUUUGACCUCCGGGAGUCGCUCAAGGCCCCGCCCCCCGCCGAGGAGGCGGAGCUCCGGGAGGAGAAAGAGAAGAAGAAAAAGGAGGGCUUGUUCCAGCGAGCCACGCGUUUCCGCCGCAGCACCUCCCCGCCCCCUGGGCGGUCCCGGAAGGAGGAGGCGGGGCUGUCGCCGUCAGGGAACACACCUGGGCCCGUCAACCUCCUGUCCAUGUCCUCCAUCUUGGAAUGCCACUCCACCAAGUGUCUGCUGCAGCCGGGGCCGACGGAGGGAGGGGAGAGCAGGCCCUCGGUCAGUCUGCCAGACGACCCCAGCCCCCUGUCCCCUCCGGAGGGCCAGAGCACUGGGACUGCACCCAACGCCCAACCUGUAACCCCAGAGCCAGAGGCCCAGCCUCCAGCACCAGUCUCCAGCCUCUCAACAGCCUCACGUCUGAGGAAGAAGAAGUCGAUUGCCAGCCAGAACACUAACGGUACGUCCAGCUCCCACCCCUCCACCCCAGCCCCUCCGGCCGUAGCCCCCCAGAAGAAGAAGCAGGAAAAGGAGAAGGAUAGUCCAGCACAGAAGCCCGUGAAAGGGGAGCCGGCGCCCCGGCCCAGGCCCCUGUCGCUGCGCGGGAAGCCCCACUCCUGGGGCCUGCUGAGGGGCCGCAACAAGAGCUACUCUCUGGGACACUAUUCUGGUGAGAAGAGCGCGCGCAACCUCAACAUGGUGCUUUCCUCUGAGGGGGGCGGGGGGUGCUCCCUCCUGGACGUGGACACAGAGGGGCAGAAGCGGGACUGCACCGUCCCCCUCUGCCGCAUCCAGAGCUCACCCGGGCGCCCUUCUGUCUUUGAACUGGAGAAGGAGUUCCUGUCUUAGCUCUGGAUUUGGGGCUCGCCAAGCUGCCUUGACCCCCACAGCGAGUCGAACACAGCUGGAACGCAGACGCAAGAAUACAAAAUGGAAAACCGACACACCACCUCCACCGUGUUCCAGUGUGCUAGCACACAGCUUUGUUUCAGAGUUCUAGAGCCUAUCCUCGUUCCAGAGUUGUAGUAACGCACCAUAGUUCCACCGUUCUACAACACGGCCUCAUUCCGGGGUUCUAGAACACACCUGGAGCUGACGCGGAAUCGUUCCAAGAAUGGGAACUUUCCAGAGUUGAGCGGAAACUCCUUCACCAGCCAUUCCAGGGCAGCCCUCCCUUCUCCCUGCACACAGAUCACUGCUGCUGCAGCUACAGGAUCUCUGUCAUGCAUUCACCUUUUAUUUAUAUCUGUAUAUGUUGAUAGGUAAUUUAAUAUGAAGACUGUACCCUAGCAUCAGGUUUGUCAUACAAUGAAGGAAUACGUUCCAUUGUUUUGUUGGAGAAUGGUCAAGACGUUGUGAUGUGUACUCACACUGGUGUAGAUCAACGACAACUUCAUACAAAAAAAAGUUGAACAAAAUAAUUAUGAUUUUGCCUGUAAAUAUUUUUUGUCCAUUUAGAUUUUAUGUUGGUGAUUAUGUUAUUCUGUUAUCUGAUUGUUUUUACGUGACCAAUGCAACAGUGUUCAGAAUCUACCAGGUCAGAGAAGUGCAUAUCUAUCUCCUGGGGACAGUUUUGGACCAGACUAUUUGCUGGAUUACAAUGUUCAGCUGGAGUGGCAGUUGGUGACUGGGUCAUUGAACACUGGAACGACUAGUACUGAACAUCCAGUCAGAACGUCUUAUCACUAUUGAACUGCAACACUGUUAAAAACUACUGGAUGAGUACUAGUUCCUGGUACUAGUUGGACCUUUCCACUGGAGGAUGCAAUACCACUGUUUUACAAGGCUUUUAGCUGCUAUUGGCUAGUUUUAAUUAAACUCAGUUUGACUCUAGAUUUAUAGGUUCUUUCAACUUUGUUAAACCCUAUAAUGUCUGAAAGAACCAAGACUUAAGUCCAAUAUCAAUUUGAUGUUGCAAUUGUGGAUACAAAUAUUUUAUUUUACAACCGCAUUGAUAAAGUAGUAAUGAUGAUCUUAAAUGCCUAACAAAGCUCAUAAAAGCAUAAGUUCCUUGAAAAUGAUAAGCUAUCCAUCAUGAGGACCAUUGUUUCACCCAGUACAGCUAGACCCUGUGUAAUGUGAACGUAUUGCAAACGUUCAAUGUGUUCACAAUGUCUUCAGUUGUGUUCAGUCAGUAGUUCUUGCAUGUGCAGCAGUACAAUGGUACCAGAAUGGAAGAUGCUGAUUUUAUUUUAUUUUUUAUAUGUAUAAUUCAGUCCCCUUAUUUAAUUAGGAGAUUUUGAAUCGUCUACUGUAACAGUCCAGCUAUGACCUCAAACCUAGGGAGAGUCCCUGUGUUUCCCCUCAGUCGACGUUGAAAAGUUGUUCCUUUCAGGAUGGAAUUCUAUUUCUCUGUACUCACGUACAGAUGUCUUGGGAAAAAUAGCUUGUAAUUUUAAAACCCUCCUGCCUAAAUCCAUUUUAUUUUGUGUUGUUUACAAAAAAGAUUACUGUUUACAAAGAAUGAUGAAUGUUUGUUGGAUUAGGCUUCUUUAGUACUACUGAAAUCAGCACUUUGUGUUAAAAGCAAACUGCAUACUCCUCUGCUGGUUCACGUCAGUUGUGUAUAUUUGACAGACUACUGCUGCAGAGUACAAUACACUGCCUUUGAGAUCCCAUUUUAAUGCAUGCCCAUAACCUGAUUGUAUUGGGGUCCUUGUUAUUUCCCAACAAUAUGCUUUGAGGGUCAUUAUGGGGAAGAGACACGUUAUCAAGUAUAAACUUAUUGGAAGAUGUGAACAUGAGAUUUGUAUGUUUUUGUAUUAUACAGUUUGACAGUAUUGACCAAAUAAGGUGGUUAUUUUUCAUGUACAUCCUCCCAAUCAUCAGCUCUUUGAAAAUGUGUCUCUCUGAAUCAGGUGUAGCAUUAGUGCCUAAUGAUCAAAUGCUCAAAUAUAUGGUUUGAUUCUGAUCUUGAACAACUUUGAAUAGUGAAAUGGUACUUUGUUAACAGUUCAUAUUUGAUUGUUUGAAUGAAUGAAAUGCUUACUUAUGAAAAAUACUUUCAAAUGUUGUUAAUGAGUAUUGUACGUGUGGUUGAACCUGUCGGAUCAGACGCAGUACUCAUUCUAGUUUCAUAAAAACCUUGGUGUUGGAGUAUGCUCCGGUACCUAAAGUAGUUUCCCUCUUUUGGCUCUGAAAUAUGAUCCUAAACCUACAGUGAGAAAAACGGCAUAUAGCGUUUCUUCAGCUUCCUUCAUGGCGGUACUGUAAACCGGUAACAGACACGCAUACUUCUUCACUUUUAAAAGUCAAUACAUUCCUACUGCUGUGAACACUCUGGAAGGUUCCAUUGUCUUGGAACAGACCCCAGUCGUUUCUCCAAAGCUCCAGCUCUGCACACACCAUGAGAGGCUGGUAUCCACACUGUGUUGUUAACCAACCGUUUGGUUUGUGAAAUGAUAUACUUGUCAAAUUGACGGAAAUGUAUUUUAUAUAAAAACAAGCUGAUUUGUUACGUAGUACCGUGUAUAUAUUAUGUAUUUGUUUUAGUGUCUCAUUUUAGUUUCUUCUUUUUUUCUCUGUUAAAUGAAUCUACGGUAACUUCUGCUUUGACUAAGUUGAUUUGAAUUAUUUUGUAUACGUUAUUCUUGAUUAUUCAUGUAUCAUACACCUUCUUUGUGAGCAGGACUCCUAAUGAUCCCAGUCUGUGGCCUUCUGUUACAACUCAAACCCAGCCCAAACUGAGAAUAACUUAACUGUAUUUCAUCAGUGCUGAAAGGAUGUCUUGGGGUACUAGAUUUUGAAAUGUGAACAUAACUAUGAAGUGUGUCUCUCCGUAUAGGCUGGUGGAUGGCCCAUAGGGAUGGUGUUGAAGAUAAACAUACAGUGUAGAAUACACAUGUAGCCUAGAAUGAAGGAGACUAUUGUUAAUGACUCGCACAGGUAUGACUGUCAGAUCUGUACUGUCGUCUGAGAGAAGUCUGCAGAGAUUUUUCUAGAACUGUCCCUUGUAUAAAUCAACCACAAUAAAGAUCUCUUCAAGGAUAUUUUUGACAAA